UCUCUAAUCUCUUAGCGACAUGGUCGACCGACAGAGGAAAGUUUCGAAAACGAAAUCAAAAUCAUCGAAAGAUGUGACGAACCUGCACCAGAUCGAUUCCCAGCUGGGAAUGCUGGGAGUUCUUCUAAUCCUAAUUUGUGGAUCUAUUUCGAGCUACCUUCUUAGCAAUCUCCCCGAUGCAUUGACACGUGCUCAGCUGGAAAACAAUCCGGGAGCAUUCAUCGCCGAGCGAGCAUGGGAAAAUCUAAAGGUACUGAACGAUUUUGGACCGAAACCAACCGGCAGUGAAGCAAAUGAGAAGCUUACGGCUAAUUACAUUAAGCGUGAAAUUGAGUUGAUCCAAGCAAGUAAACAUGCCAAUCAGCAACUCCUUGUCGAGCAUCAGGUUGUAUCCGGCGGGUAUUCAGUAGCCUUUCUGGGACAUCCAUUGGCCAGCUUGUACCGGAAUGUGCAAAAUUUGGUGGUGAAACUGGAGGGAAAGAAUGACGACGGAACGAAACCAGCACUAAUGCUGAAUUGCCACUUUGACACGGUGGCCAGCAGCCCUGGAGCGAGCGAUGAUGGCGCCAGCUGUUGUGUCAUGUUGGAAAUCAUGAGGGUGUUGUCGAGAGAACCAAAACGAAACCGCCACUCGAUUAUUUUUCUGUUCAAUGGUGCUGAAGAGACUCCACUGCAAGCGGCGCAUGGGUUCAUUACUCAACAUCCGUGGGCCAGACAGGUUGCGGCAUUUUUAAAUCUGGAAUCUGGCGGCUCCGGUGGUAAGGAAGUGCUGUUUCAAAGUGGACCACGCCAUCCGUGGAUGAUUGAUCUAUAUGCGGAGGCCAUCCGACAUCCAUUCGCUCAAGCUGCGGCGGAGGAGUUGUUUCAAUCGGGGUUGAUCCCAUCCGAUACGGAUUUUAGAAUAUUUCGGGACUUUGGUAAUAUUCCCGGGAUGGAUUUUGCUCACGUUGCCGAUGGAUACCGUUAUCAUACCAAGUACGACAACAUCGACUAUCUGUCGCUGCCGGUGCUGCAGAGAACAGGAGAUAACAUACUUGCACUAACGAGAAAAAUGGUGAACAGUGAUGAGUUAGCAAACACCAAGAAAGUGGAAGCCGCUGAAGGAAAAAGUGUCUUUUUUGAUUAUCUUGGACUACUGUUUGUGAGUUACAGUACCGAGGCUGCGUUUAUAAUUAACACGGUGGUGUCAAUUCUGGCUGCAUUGUUUCCACUCUAUGGGUUAGGCCAAGCAAUACCAAAAGGUAAAACAACGAUUUUGAAAGAAGCUGCCUACGGAUUUCUGGCAACAAUCGGGGGAACGCUUGGAAGUGUACUAACUAAUCUUAUUAUCGGACAUCAACUGGAUGCACUGGGCUACGCGUUAUCGUGGUACUCUUCGCGCUAUCUCAUUCUGGGCCUAUAUUGUGGACCGGCAUUACUCUGCCAUUGCCUCUCGCAAAUGAUUGUCAACAAACUUUUCGUUGAUAACAAGAGCCCGCUAAAUUUAUCGCAGACUGUGCAAUCGAGAUUAAUUGGAGUGAGCGUGUUUUGGGGGUUGGUCAUUAUACCAUUGACGUUAGCCGGGAUUCGGAGCACGUACAUGUUUAUGGUUGUGGCUCUGAUCUCAGCUUUGUCAUCUCUGACUACAUCUGUACUAGGAUUCCACAAUACUACGCGGAAGUGGUUAUUGCUGCACAUGUCUUUUCAAAUUCUAACGAUGCUCUGGGCCACCAACUUCUACAACACUUAUAUGCAACUUUUUAUUCCUGUUUCCGGAAGAAUUGGCGGAACCAAAAACCCAGAAAACUUGAUUGGCUUGCUUGCUGCAUUCUGCACGCUUCUAACCACUAGCUACGUUACACCACUGAUAUCGUUGUUAAAGAAACCAUCAGAACUUACCGCACGAAUUGUGGCUCCAAUUCUGAUAACAUUCUUCCUGACAUGCCUCACCCCGGCCAGUUUCCCAUACAGAGAUGAAAGCGCCAAAGCUCCAUCAGUUCAGAGGCACUACCUCACACAUGCCUUACGUCUGUACCAUGACCGAGCAGGAGAGCUGCGGCAUAGUGAUUCAGGAUUUCUUCUACGUGAAAUGGAUCGUAAUUCGGAGCGAGUCAUUCGAGACAUUGUUGGUCAUGAAGGAGUCGUCCGAAUGCGUGAAAUGGCCAGCUGCGCUGAGGAAAUAUUUUGUGCUGUCCCAUUCUACUCGAUAUGGCACCAAAUACGGUUCGAUAACUUCUGGCUUGCAGGUCCGGCGCCAACCGUGGACACAAUGGUAACUCUCACACUUAUACAUACGGAGCAGAUCGAUGCGCAUAUCCGGCGACUGCAUUUUACAAUUGAAGGUAGCAUCCAGUCGUCGCUUAUAAUUGGUCCAAAAGUCGGAGUCCGGUUGGUUGGCUGGAGUUUGCUUGAUGAGCUAACCGCGGAAACUGAAUUUAACGGUCAACGGGGUCACUUUGUGCUCAUAACCCAUGGUUUGCCAGGUGAACCUUGGAACGUUUCGAUGGAUUUCGAGCAUCCUGAUCCGAACUACGAUGGGCCUUUGGUGGAUAUUGCUGUUGUUACAACGUUCUGGGAGCAUCAUGACAAGCACACGCAAAAUUUUACCGAUCUGAUCAAGAAGUUCCCUUCGUGGGCUCACGUGAUACCGUCCGUCGCAGUUAUGAACGUGUAUGUAUUCUGAUCAUUUAUUUUGUGGAAAUAAAAAUCUAUAAG
This is a messenger RNA of Armigeres subalbatus, 2694 nucleotides long. Its product is annotated as endoplasmic reticulum metallopeptidase 1-like. Gene Ontology annotation, molecular function: metalloexopeptidase activity. Bases 20 to 2662 code for a protein of 880 amino acids. The record is from RefSeq and is a predicted model, not a curated record. The transcript has a single exon. Lineage: Eukaryota; Metazoa; Arthropoda; Insecta; Diptera; Culicidae. Gene Ontology annotation, biological process: proteolysis.